CGAACUUGUAUUAUAGUAUUAAGAUCGCGACGCAAAACAGUGACACUUGAUAGUGAGGUAAAUACUGCUGCGAAGAAACCGCAACACCCACGAAGUCCGACGACAAGAGAGAAGUUAAAGGAAAACGUUGUGGAUAACGAGAGGACACUCGCGGAUACACCCCUGCAGCCGUCCGAAAAUGCUCUCGCGAUCAUGACGACGCCAUCGCCCGCUGAAACCGUCGACGAUCCGGAGGAAAACGCUGACACCCAGAACGGGAGAACGUCGCAGCAGUGGGACGAUACUGCCGACGAUGCCGCUAACUACCGGUAUUACUUGGGGCCGGCGCUGUGUUGCACACAGCCAAUGCCGCCCCCGGCAAGCGUCAUAAUUUCCGCAAACUUUUCAUACCCUCCACCGCCGCUGCCGGAAUAUUAUAUAGGGCCUGCAAUUUUCGAUGUGAUGGGACCACCCCCUAUGGCCUGCUGUGUGGCCGAGUCUAAGUUUUUAUAUCCACCACCCCUGCUUCAGGGGUCAAGGAAACCGUAUCCGCCGCCAUCGAAGCCGUCGGCGGAUGAAAACUCAGAUAAUUGUCCAGUAAUUCGUUGGACCGACAUUGUACCAGCAAAAAUAGAAGAAUGUUUAUAG
Molecule: messenger RNA, 627 nt
Organism: Metopolophium dirhodum (rose-grain aphid)
Lineage: Eukaryota; Metazoa; Arthropoda; Insecta; Hemiptera; Aphididae
Exons: 3
Coding region: 193-627 (144 amino acids)
Source: RefSeq, a predicted model, not a curated record